This is a messenger RNA of Folsomia candida, 809 nucleotides long. RefSeq names its product platelet-activating factor acetylhydrolase IB subunit beta. Bases 56 to 754 code for a protein of 232 amino acids. The transcript is spliced from 2 exons. NCBI's taxonomy places the organism in Eukaryota, Metazoa, Arthropoda, Collembola, Entomobryomorpha, Isotomidae. The record is from RefSeq and is a predicted model, not a curated record. Gene Ontology annotation, molecular function: phosphatidylcholine lysophospholipase A1 activity.
AAUUCCACCUGAUAUCACACUCCCGACACGCCUCGCCAAUUAACAGCUUUCUGCAAUGUUGUCCUCAUCCGUCGUCUUAUUGUCUCUGGUGGCUGCCACCUUCGCCGGCGUGCCAUGGAUUCCAGAGCCUCGUGACCAAGCUUGGCUAGACCGUCAUGAUGGCUUUGUCGAAAACAGUUUGAACAACGGAGCGAACAUUAAUGUCCUUUUCUACGGAGACUCCAUCACCGACGCGUGGAGAAGUACCGGUUUACCAACGUGGAACACGGCGUAUGCACCCUUGGGGGCGGCAAACUACGGAAUUGGGGGCGACCGAACGGAACACGUUCUUUGGCGAAUUCUCAAUGGAGAAAUCCAAAAUUUAAAUCCUAAGUUGAUCGUGCUGAAAAUUGGAACCAACAAUUAUGGCGCUAACACGAACGAAGAUAUUGCACGAGGCGUUUCCGCAAUUAUUGACACCCUCCGAUCCAACCUUCCAAACACGAAAAUUCUUCUCUUGGGCAUUUUACCAAGAAUCAACGCAGAACAGACCGCAAGAGUGGAAGUUAUCAACUCUAUGAUCUCGAUUUGGGAUAAUGGAAACAGUAUUCGAUACUUGAACAUGAUCGACACCUUUUACAGCGGCGAUGGAGGAUUUAACAUUAAUUACUACAACCCAGACUUGGUACACUUGUUGGCCCCGGGUUAUGCGGCGUGGCAACGGGCAAUGGACCCACUCUUCCAAGAAAUGUGGAAUGCUACCCUUAUUGCUUAAUUUGACAUGAAAUUACGAGUAUUAAAUAAAUUUGAGAAUGUUGGAAAGAAAAUGA